Cuscuta epithymum is the source of this 1415-nucleotide messenger RNA. NCBI's taxonomy places the organism in Eukaryota, Viridiplantae, Streptophyta, Magnoliopsida, Solanales, Convolvulaceae. The record is from the annotation of a GenBank genome assembly.
GGAUGUUUGUUCUGGUCAGGGGAUUUGGUUGACAUUAGAUGGUUAGCUGGGAGCAAGCAAGACAUAUACAUCAGACUGGCUUCAUUGGAUGUUCCAGCAGGGGGGACAACAAUUUCAAUGCAUUCAGGCUCAAAGAGGAAAAAAGUAGAGAUAAUUGCACUUUGUUUAUCGUCAUUGCUGGCUCUAGUGUUUCUGGCCUGCUGCUUCUCCUUGUGGUAUUUUUGCAAAAGGAGAAUUGCUAAAAGAAAGCUGGAGAAAGAAUUUGAGCUGCCAUUAUAUGAUGUUUCUACGAUAGCGCGAGCUACAAAUAACUUUUCAUCUCAAAACAAGCUUGGGGAAGGGGGAUUUGGAACUGUUUACAAGGGUGCUUUGGAUGGGGGGCAAGAUAUUGCAGUGAAGAGGCUAUCAAAGACUUCCCAACAAGGACUUGAAGAAUUCAAGAAUGAAGUGAUAUGUGUCGCAAAAUUACAGCACCGGAAUCUUGUCAAGCUUCAGGGGUGCUGCAUUAGUGGGGAAGAGAAAAUGUUGAUAUAUGAAUACAUGCCUAACAAAAGUUUGGACAUCUUCAUUUUUGAUCAAAAGAAAAGAAAGUUGCUGAAUUGGAAUAAACGCAUUAAUAUAAUCGUUGGAAUUGCUAGAGGAUUGUUAUAUCUCCAUCGAGAUUCUCGACAGAGAAUUAUCCAUAGAGAUCUCAAAGCUAGCAACGUUUUGCUUGAUCUUGAGCUAAACCCAAAGAUAUCAGACUUUGGAUUAGCUAAGAAUGUGGGAGUUGAUGAGACAGCAGAUAGAACAAAACGAAUUGCCGGAACUCAUGGGUAUAUAUCUCCAGAAUAUGCUGCUCAUGGAAUCUUCUCUUUGAAGUCAGAUGUAUUUAGCUUUGGCGUUUUAGUAUUGGAGAUAGUUAGUGGAAGGAAAAAUAACUAUGUCUUUGAUGCAGAUCAGGAUGAAACCUUGCUUGGGCAUGCAUGGAAGCUUAAUAUGGAGGGAAGGGCAAUAGAGCUGGUGGAUGAGAAUAUAGCAGAAUCAUGCGAUGUGGCUCAAGUUAUAAGAGCAAUCCAUGUCGGCUUACUAUGCGUUCAACAAAGACCGGAGGAUAGGCCAAACAUGUCUGGUGCAGUUAAGAUGUUGGUAAAUGAUGCUGCUGUGGUGGACUUGCCUCAACCUAAAGAGCCAGCUUUCUUUACCGGCAGUGUGCUGGCUGCAGGAGUUAAAGCUGAACUUUCUCCAGCCAAUCAUUCCACUGUGUCUAUGAAUGAAGUCACUAUCACUUCACUAACACCUCGUUGAACGCAUGAAUAUAUGGUUAUCUUCAUCACUUGUGUCCCUUUGUAGAAUACUACGUAUGAAUGUAUUCAUAAUGUAUUCAGACGAGAAAUAUUAUCGAUUAAUAACCAAAGAUAGAGAUGUAAACUUUC